Messenger RNA from Trichomonas vaginalis G3, 558 nucleotides. RefSeq names its product protein ubiquitination. The transcript has a single exon. NCBI's taxonomy places the organism in Eukaryota, Parabasalia, Trichomonadida, Trichomonadidae. The record is from RefSeq and is a predicted model, not a curated record. Bases 1 to 558 code for a protein of 185 amino acids.
AUGUCAAGUUCAUUGCAACCAGGAAACAAAAUCGAAUGUUAUUUUAGUGACAUUAAGCCAAUUGAAGUAUUCAAAUACCCUAGUCAAGCCUCACGAAUUAUUUGGGGUGUCAAUUCAAAUAAUAUUUUACAAUCAUCAUUGCAAAUAUUAGACUUUAUUAAAACGAGUAAAAUACCUAUCCAAAUGGCACUUUAUCUGAUUGAUAUUUUUUCACAAAUUCGUGUUAAAGAAAUUAAAUUGUUUUCGGAACUUUAUCAAAAGUUAUCAAACGCAUUCCCACACAUGUACGAACCGAAAAAUAAGAAGUUAAUCGAGCUAUUACAUUAUCAAUUUGAAAAUUCUGAGCAGAAAAUAGAAGAAAUUCUUAAUUUAUAUUCAACUGAAUCUCCUUUAUUCUACAUUGCAUGGGAUAAAGUUGAUGAUCUUAAGAAUAAAUUCCCAAAUCUUGAUAUCAAUAAUAAUAUAGAUCAAGAAAUCACACCACUUGGUUGUGCAAUUAAAUAUGGAUCAGAAUUGUGUUUCAAUUACUUGAAAAAAUUUAGGAGCUCAAUACACUAA